AAGCAAAAGCAAAAGCCCAGCUGAACUCGACCGCCACACAGCCAGAGCUGACUGAUUUAAAUCGCUCGCGCGCCGCCGCCAUGGAGCUGCUGGAGGAGGACCUCACGUGCCCGAUCUGCUGCUGCCUGUUCGAUGACCCGCGCGUGCUGCCGUGCUCUCACAGCUUCUGCCGCCGGUGCCUCGAGGGCGCGCUGGACGACGGCGGCGGGAACCGGAGGAGGCAGCCGUCUCCGUUCAAGUGCCCCACGUGCCGUAAAGAGACUGCGCGCGACUGUCUGGCGAGCCUGCAGGUGAACUACGCGCUGCGGAGCGUCGUGGAGAAGUACGGCGAGAUCCGCGCGCUACCCGGGAUGAUGAUGACGACGUCGUCGCCUCCACCUCCACCGGCGGUUCCUUCGGCUCCGCAUCUGCCGCCCUCGUGCCGCGCGCACCGCGACCAGCCGCUCAACAUCUUCUGCGCCACGGACCUGCGCCUCAUCUGCGGCUUCUGCGCCACGGCGCGCGAGCACCGCGGCCACCGGCUGUGCGCGCUGGACGAGGCGCACGAGCGCGAGCGCGCCGCCUUCGAGGAACUGCUGCGCGGCGCCGAGCGCUGGCCCGGCACGGAGGCGGCGCUCGCGCGGCUGGACGCCCUGGAGGCGGCGCGCCGGCGCGCGCUGCAAGCGGUAUCGCGCGACGCGGAGCGCGGCGCCGACUACCUGGAGCGGGCGGCGCGCGCUCUCGAGCACAAGCGCGCCGAGAUCGCGGCGGACUUCGAGGCGCUGAAGCUCGCGGUGAUGCAGAGCUACGACCCGGAGAUCGGGCGGCUGCGCGCGGCGCUGGAGGAGCGGCGGCGCGCGCUGCGCGUGGCCGAGUCACUGCGCGCGCUCUCCGAGCCGCUCGCCUUUCUGCAGCGCAUGCAGGACUUCCGCGAGGCGCUGCGCGCGAUCGACGACAACGCGCCGCUGCUGCUGUCGGCGCGCGCGGACGCGGACUGGGACCCGGACGGCGCUCAGCCGCUCGUGCCCGCCUUCGACGUCGCCGAGUGGGACCGCGUGCGGCUCGGAGACCUGGACGCGCUGCGCGGACCGCACGAGGGCGGCGCGCUUCUCCGGAGCUCCUCCCCUCACCCCGCCUCGAACCCCACCGGCAGCUUCUCGCGCGCGCUGUGGAGACUCGCGCUGCUGCUGCUGCCGCUGCUGCUGCUGUGCGCGUGCGCAUGCGCUCCCGCGCUCAGCUUCUUGCCAACGGCGGACAGCCUUCUCGGUGACGUCAGCGCCUGCGGAGAGCUGGUGCGCUGGCUGAUAGCGCGCGCCACAGAGGCGGCCGAGCGCGGCGCGAGCCUGAUGACGGAGCUGCUGGACACGGCGGCGGACUUCAUCAGCUGAGCGAAAAAAACACGUCAUAAUUUAAUUUACCGAAGUGCACUGAAAAAUAUAAAACUGACCAAUCAGAAACGCUCUGAGAAUCUGUGCAUUUACAGUGACUCAUCAUUUACAUCAUCUAAUCUGGGGAAAAGUCCUGUUCUUACAGGCUGUAUAAUAUUAUAAUAUACACAUAAACACAGUGAGUGACGCGUGUAUAUAUAUACACUAGAACAGAAGGUUCUUUAGUAAAGACAUUGGUUCUGUAUAGACCAUUUCAUGCUUAAAGGGUUCUUCGCAUAGUGAAAACGUUCUUCAGACUGAUGGAGAAUGUGUUGUGUAUGACUCUAAACAUAAGGGCUUUGCUACUGUUACAAACUUGACAUCGUAGCAGAACCCUUUCUGGUGCUAAAUAGAACCAUUAUUAGAAAGGUUCUGUGUAGACCCAUAUGCAACACAUUCUCCAUCAAUCUGAAGAACCAUUUGCACCAUGCAAAGAACGAUUUAAGCAUGCAAAGCGUUCUUUGAGUGUUCAUGGUUAUACAUAAAACCAUCUUCUGUGCUAAAGAACCCUUGAAGAACCAUUUGCAUGGUUCGUCAGAUUAUGAUUGAAUGUAUUGUAUAUGGUUCUAUAUGGUACCAAAAGGGGUUCUUCAAGCUUGUAACAAUGGAUGCUAGAGAAAUAGAGAUAGAUACAGUAGAGAGAAAUGCUUCCAUAUAGAACUCAUGGUUCUAAAGAGAGCCAUUGACCUUGCUAAAGAACCUUCGAAGAACCAUAUUUUUUUAGGAGUUUAUAUAUAUAUAUAUAUAUAUAUAUAUACAUAUAUAUAUAAUGUUUAACA
This is a messenger RNA of Colossoma macropomum (tambaqui), 2185 nucleotides long. It is a transcript of the gene trim13, whose product is annotated as tripartite motif containing 13. The record is from RefSeq and is a predicted model, not a curated record. Lineage: Eukaryota; Metazoa; Chordata; Actinopteri; Characiformes; Serrasalmidae. Gene Ontology annotation, molecular function: zinc ion binding. The transcript has 2 exons. Gene Ontology annotation, biological process: innate immune response; positive regulation of canonical NF-kappaB signal transduction; positive regulation of macroautophagy. The coding region runs from base 81 to 1367 and encodes 428 amino acids.